UGUGUAGCAAGCGGUUCGAUCUGGCUCAGCCAUGGACCGGAAGGUGGCCCGAGAAUUCCGGCACAAGGUGGAUUUUCUGAUUGAAAAUGAUGCAGAAAAGGACUAUCUCUACGAUGUGUUGCGGAUGUACCACCAAACCAUGGACGUGGCCGUGCUUGUGGGAGACCUGAAGCUGGUCAUCAACGAGCCCAGCCGCCUGCCCCUGUUUGAUGCCAUCAGGCCUCUGAUCCCACUGAAGCACCAGGUGGAGUACGACCAACUAACCCCCCGGCGCUCCAGGAAGCUGAAGGAGGUGCGUCUGGACCGGCUGCACCCCGAAGGCCUCGGCCUUAGCGUGCGUGGUGGCCUCGAGUUCGGCUGCGGGCUCUUCAUCUCCCACCUCAUCAAAGGUGGCCAGGCAGACAGCAUCGGGCUCCAGGUAGGGGACGAGAUCGUCCGGAUCAAUGGGUAUUCCAUUGCCUCCUGCACCCAUGAGGAGGUCAUCAACCUCAUCCGCACCAAGAAGACUGUGUCCAUCAAAGUGAGACACAUCGGCCUGAUCCCUGUGAAGAGCUCUCCUGAUGAGCCCCUCAAAUGGCAGUAUGUGGAUCAGUUUGUGUCGGAAUCUGGGGGUGGACAGACCAGCCUGGGCUCCCCCAGCAGUCAGGAAAACAAGGAGAAGAAGGUCUUCAUCAGCCUGGUGGGCUCCCGGGGCCUUGGCUGCAGCAUUUCCAGCGGCCCCAUCCAGAAACCUGGCAUCUUCAUCAGCCACGUGAAGCCUGGCUCCCUGUCUGCUGAGGUGGGGCUGGAGCCAGGGGACCAGAUUGUCGAAGUCAAUGGCAUCGACUUCUCCAACCUGGACCACAAGGAGGCCGUGAACGUGCUGAAGAGCAGCCGCAGCCUGACCAUCUCCGUCGUAGCUGGAGCUGGCCGGGAGCUGUUCAUGACAGACCGGGAGCGACUGGCAGAGUUCCGGCAGCGCGAGCUGCAGCGACAGGAGCUUCUGAUGCAGAAGCGGCUGGCGAUGGAAUCCAACAAGAUCCUCCAGGAGCAGCAGGAGAUGGAGCGGCAAAGGAAAAAGGAAAUUGCCCAGAAGGCAGCAGAGGAAAAUGAGAGAUACCGGAAGGAGAUGGAACAGAUCGUGGAGGAGGAAGAGAAUUUUAAGAAGCAGUGGGAAGAAGACUGGGGCUCAAAGGAACAGCUCCUGUCGCCUAAAACCAUCACCACCGAGGUGCACCCAGUACCCCUUCGCAAGCCAAAGUAUGAUGUGGGAGUGGACCCCGAGUUUGACCCGGCAGAUGACCUGGACGGAGGCACGGAAAAGCAGGGAGAGCAGGAUUUCCGGAAAUACGAGGAAGGCUUUGACCCCCACUCCAUGUUCACCCCGGAGCAGAUCGUAGGAAAGGAUGUCCGGCUCCUGCGCAUUAAGAAGGAGGGAGCCUUAGACCUGGCCCUGGAAGGCGGUGUGGACUCCCCGAUCGGGAAGGUGGUCGUCUCGGCUGUUUACGAGGGCGGAGCUGCUGAGCGGCACGGUGGCAUUGUGAAAGGGGAUGAGGUCAUGGCCAUCAAUGGCAAGAUCGUGACGGACUACACCCUGGCUGAGGCUGAGGCUGCCCUGCAGAAGGCCUGGAAUCAGGGGGACUGGAUCGACCUUGUCGUUGCCGUCUGUCCCCCCAAGGAGUAUGACGAUGAGCUGACCUUCUUCUGAAGUUCAGAGGAGAAACCAAAUCCACAGGUAGAAGCCAGUGAGCUUUGGACCCAACUUCCUGGACACCAUGCCUGGAGCCAGCUGAGCCACCGCAGCCUGCAGGCACCCUGGAAACCCACAGCCAGCACCCAGGGAUUGCAGACUCCCUCUGGCCCUGAAGUAGGGCUGCAUAGGAACACUUCGGGCCACCCCUCUGAAGGCCAGCAUGGAGGGAGGGAGCAGCUAGCCGUUCUGAAGAGGCCCCUGCGAUCUAGACUCUCCUGUCGUCCCUCUGGCUUUGUGAAUCUGGGACCCCCUUGAGCUCUGCUAGGGCCUGACUCUUGGGUCUACCCCUCUCCACCCCUCUCCUCUCUCUCCUGCUCUCAUCGCCGCUAAGACUGAUGCCACAGUCUUACUCUGAACUCAUUAAUAAAAUAAACAGACUUCUUUUCCA
Molecule: messenger RNA, 2120 nt
Organism: Lipotes vexillifer (Yangtze River dolphin)
Lineage: Eukaryota; Metazoa; Chordata; Mammalia; Artiodactyla; Lipotidae
Gene: USH1C
Product: USH1 protein network component harmonin
Exons: 21
Coding region: 32-1687 (551 amino acids)
Biological process (GO): retinal cone cell development; sensory perception of sound; auditory receptor cell morphogenesis
Cellular component (GO): stereocilia ankle link complex; stereocilium tip; photoreceptor inner segment
Molecular function (GO): protein binding
Source: RefSeq, a predicted model, not a curated record